Molecule: messenger RNA, 4305 nt
Organism: Neopsephotus bourkii (Bourke's parrot)
Lineage: Eukaryota; Metazoa; Chordata; Aves; Psittaciformes; Psittacidae
Gene: SYNPO
Product: synaptopodin
Exons: 3
Coding region: 123-3170 (1015 amino acids)
Biological process (GO): positive regulation of actin filament bundle assembly; spine apparatus assembly; modification of dendritic spine
Cellular component (GO): actin cytoskeleton; spine apparatus; Z disc
Molecular function (GO): actin binding
Source: RefSeq, a predicted model, not a curated record
GAGCACGCGUCCAUCUUCCCUCUGGGAUGCUGCCCAUGGUCUGAAGGAUGCUGCCGGGGAGGAGCCACCUCCCUGGCCAUGCAGAGCAGGUUUGAAAGUGCCAGUGCAAGAAAGCAGCAGCGAUGCUGAAGGCGAGGAUCCCGCAGCCCUGCCUGCACUCCCAGCCCGGCCAGGUUGCACAUGACCCCUGUGUCUGUGGCACAGCAGAGGGGGACACCCAGGGGGAUGCUGGCUGCUGGCAGGAGAUGGGGAGCAGAGGGGUGCAGAGAUGCCAUCAGCUCCGGGAUGCUCCUGCCUCCGAGCCGGUUGAGCAUGAGGGACUGAUGGGACCACAGGGAGGGAAGCCCGAGGAGCUCAAUGGGGACACGAUGGGUCCCAUGUUGGAUGGCAGCAGCCUGCCCUUGGUGGCUGAACCUGCAGCCCCCCCAAAAUGCCCCAGCUCUGCCCCAGGGGUGCCCACUGCAGCAACCAGCCCCACAACCACCCCCAGCCAGGAGUGGAAAGUGGUGAAGAUCCAACGGGUCCUCAUCCAGCCCGCCAGCGAGCCGAGGAAAGCGGGUCUGUCCCGCAGCGCCAGCCUCUCCGAGAAGGAGCUGAAGGAGGCGAAGGCGCGGAGCCGGCGGAUCGCGGCGCAGCUCACCACGGCGCCGGGCCCCAGCUCCAAGGGCGUCCUGCUCUUCAACCGCCGCAAGCAGCGCGUCGACGGGCUCUCUGGGGCCGGGCAUGCCGCGGGGCAGCCGCUGAGCCCCCCGCCCCGGCCGGCAGCCAUGGAGGAGGGCGAGGGGCAGGGGGUGAAGCUGGAGCCGGGCACCCCAUCAGGCGGGCUGCAGGCAAAUGCGUCCCCAUGCAGGGAUCCGCCGGCUGAAGCCCAGCAGGUCCCGCUUAGCAUCUACCUGAAGGAGAACAUGACAUCGGCUGCCACCAACGGCGUGCAGGAGCGGGCGGCCGGCGGGAUGGAGAGCGGGGCAGGGGCGCUCGGGGAUGCGGCAGCCCCUGCGGGGCCGAGCACGGCGGCUCUUGGCCUGCCGCGGAGCCCCGAGGAGGGGAAGGAUGGCGAGGUGCCCGGCGAGGUGCCCAGCGCGCCAGCAGGGACAGCCACAGGGACAGCAUCCCCUGCCGGCCAGCAGCACAACGGGGCUCAGGGCCGGCAGUACUAUGAGGUCCAUCUCACCCUGGCCAAGCCCAAUCCGGUGAAGAACCGAACAGCCAGACCCUUCGGCACCCAGGCAUCCCCCACCAGCAGCCAGCCCGCAGAGGGACCCCCCGCCACCGAGGUGCCCCCACCACCCACCUAUGCAGAGACCCUGAGCAGCCCCCCGCCUCUCACCCGUGUCCGCUCACCCCCUGCCUAUUCAGCCCUGUAUCCCCCGCAGGAGCAGAAGAUGCUGCCAGCCCCCCCCAUGGGCUGUGGGGGGAGCGGGCCGAACCCCCUGCCUAAAACAGGGAUCCUGGAGCAGUCGGCUGCCCGGAGAACCGGCAAGAAGCCCAUGUUCACCUUUGUUGAGAAGCCGAAGCUGGGUCCCAACCCCUUUCUGCUGGACCUGGUUCAAAGCGCGGACAGCAGGAAGAAGCAGAAGGAGCAGGGGGAGCCCGGUGCUGAGGAUGAGCCCUUUGCCCUCGGGGCUGAAGCUGCCAACUUCGUCCCCAACAGCACGGCCCGGGGCGGGCAGCAGCUCCUGCCGGCGGAUGAUGCUCCAGCCUGGUCCUCCUGCCUCAAGUCUCCCACCAUCAAGCCCAAGCCGAAGCCGCAGCCCAGCCACAACCUCACUGAAGCGAGAGGGAAGGGAGCCGAGCUCUUUGCCCGCCGGCAGUCCAGGAUGGAGAAGUUCAUCGUCAACGCUCCCUCGCAGCCCGAGCUGCUGCGGUCCCCGUCACCCACCAUGUCCCUGCCUCCCUCCUGGAAGUACGAUGCCAGCGCUUGCCUGUCACCCAUGAUCUCCAGACACCCCCCCAAGAGUCCCUCCAGAUCCUCCAAAACCCCCCCAACAUCUCUGUACAGCGGCAACCUGAUGGAGAAUGAGGUCUCCCAGAAGGAGCUGGAGAUCUCCAAGCACCAGCCCUACCAGCUCCAGCCUUCACUCUUCAUCCUCUCUCCAUCCAAGUCACCAACAAGGUCCAUGCCCCAGGAGAUGCCUCCACCCAGACCCUCUCUUCCCGAUGCCUAUCCCUACUCACAGCAAGCCUCCUGCCCGACCUCUCCAUUGCCUCCUUCCCCUGUUUGGCAUCCCUCUGCCAUGUCCAGCUCUGGCCAAACCACCUCCAGCCCCUUCCCUGGUCCCGGAGCCCCGGCCGAGGUGCUGCUGGCCUCCCCAUGCCGCCUGCUGCCGCCUCGGGCAAAGGCAGGAUUCCAGGCACCCCGGCCCUCCUACUCCACCAGGAAUGCCGGCAUCGAGCCCCAGGAAAGGCGAACAUCCCUCCCCGCAUCACCCACAUGGACCCCGCGGCUGGCGCGGCGCACGGGCAGCCUGGACGGCUGGGCCAGCCCUGCCUCUGUGCCCGAGCUGGACGAGGGACCCCCCAUGUCCCCUCCGUGGAGCGAGCGGUCGCUGUCGCCGCUGCGGCAGGAGGCCGACCCCCGGGCCAGCCGGCAGAUGCAGGCGCGGCUCGCCAGGAACAUCAUCAACGCCGCCCGGAGGAAGAGCUCCUCUCCCAAAGCCCUGGGGCCGGAGGGCUCCCGGCCCUUCACCCCCAUCCCCGCCGGCCCCCCCAGCCUGCCCCAGUCCCCGCGGCCGGCACGGAUGGAGGGGUGCCGAGCCCCGGCUCUGCAGGCUGCCGGCAGCGGCAUGGGGAGCCCCUCAACCACCCGCAAGAGCCCCCUGCGCUCACCCCGGGCUGAGAGCCCCCAGUUCUGUGCGUCCCCCGGGAUGCCCCGAGCCCCAUGGGCCGAGGGUCGCCGGCUCCUGCUGCCGCCCAGCACGGCCCCGUGCCCCGUCCCGGGGCUGUCCCCCAGCCCCAAGAGCCCGCUGCCAUCCCCCGUGGUGGGCGCACGGGCCGUGGCCAAGCGCUGCACCUCCCGGUCCCCGACGGACUCGGACGUCUCCCUUGACUCCGAGGACUCGGGGACCAAGAGCCCCGGCAUCCACAGCUUCAACCUCUGCCCGCGGGGCUGGACCGGCAGCAUAAGGAUGAAGGCGGGGGGGCUGCCCUCGGGGGCCCCUUGCACCUCCUAAACCAGCCAGCCCCAGCCAGGCCGCCCUCUCCCCAGCCCCACCAGCACCGGGACUGGCCCCACCGGGCACACAUCAACCCUCGGGGCUCAGGUCCCCCAAUCCCGGUGUCCCCUCUCCCCUGUGGGGCUGCCGAGGCCCCUCAUCGUGCCAGCGGGGUCGGGUGUCUCCUGCCUACCGUCGGCCCAGGGCCACGCUCUAUUUUUACACCUUAACCUUUCGGGGCAGGACUGCGUGGUCAGCAGCAGAGCGGGAGCAGGGGGAGCACAGCCCUUCCCCACUGCAGCCUAUGCCCCAUAGCCAGGAUGGGGAUGGGCUCUGUGGUCCACUGUCCCCAUGCAAAGGUGUCACCAAGGGUGUCACAACAGCUUCGCUUUCCUGGGGUGGCUGUGCCCCCUCUGCCAGCCUGGUUCCAAUUGAAACCAGAUUUGGGGCAAGAAAAGUUAGGUUUUUACUCCAGCCCCCCCCUACCCCCCCCAGUUCUUUAUUUCUUUUGGUUUUACUUUUAACUCUUCCCCAAAGAAAUUCCCCCAAAUCCUUCCCUGGUGACCAAAAAGAGAGCCAAAGAUAUUUAUUGCCACAUCAAGGUGCCCUAAGACCCUGCCCAGGCAAAGAGGCUUAGCCCCAUCCUAUACUCAGUCACUGUCCCUAUCCCCAGCCUCUGUCAAUCCCUGUCCCCAUCCCUGUGGGAUGGAGGGACACACUGGGACCUGUGGGCACUGGGGCAGAGGGGGAUGUGGGUCUAUGGGGGCUGAAGGAAGCGGUACAGGUUGCAGAGGGUUUGGAAGAGGUGCGGGUGCAGGAGGUGAUGAUGAGAGUGUCUUGGGGACACGGUGUCCCCAUGGGGAGCCCUGCAAGGGGCUGGGGGCAGGCAGAGGCCCCUGAGGGCAGCAGUGCCAGAGGGAGGUUCGGGAUGGGUGAUGGGGACAGGAGGCUGUCAGGGUGGACACAGAGGCAGAGCCUGGGCAGAGCAGUGGUGCCCAGGGAGGGCAAUGGGUGCCCAAAGCACUUGUCCCCAGCCAAGGGUGAGCAGGAGCUGGUUGGGUAUCAGGAGAUGCUACAGCAGGGACCAACGGUACCCACACACUGCAUACGGCCUUGGUGCUCAUGAGACAGGCACCAAGAAAGGAUGCGUUUG